Molecule: messenger RNA, 3862 nt
Organism: Morus notabilis
Lineage: Eukaryota; Viridiplantae; Streptophyta; Magnoliopsida; Rosales; Moraceae
Product: ubiquitin-activating enzyme E1 1
Exons: 7
Coding region: 418-3699 (1093 amino acids)
Biological process (GO): protein ubiquitination; ubiquitin-dependent protein catabolic process; DNA damage response
Cellular component (GO): cytoplasm; nucleus
Molecular function (GO): ubiquitin activating enzyme activity
Source: RefSeq, a predicted model, not a curated record
AAAAAAAAUAAAAAAAUUCAAUAUUUCUCUCUAACAAAAACUUGUCCUCCACUCUUCCCCCAAUUUUCCUAAGCAGCCUUUUAGAUUGUUAGAUAAUAGAAAUUAGAGAGAGAGUGUGCAUAGAGAGACGGAUUAUGCAAUAGUACCGUCCUCGUCCAGCACCUGUCCGCAGUCCCCCAAAACCCUAAAAAAUGCAAAUCCAUAAAUACCCCUCUCUCUCUCUCUCUCCAACAAUAUGACUCCACCACCACCUAGCUUUUCUUCUCUCUCACAAAUUCUCUACUCCAGAGCCUUCUGAAAAACUUCCUUCCACAUUCCAACAAAUUCAUCAAAACCUCCCUCCCUCUCUCUCUCUCUCUCUCUCUCCGAUUCCAUUUCCUCCUCCUCUCGCAGUCUAGUCGCAGCUUACUGCACUUUAUGCUUCCAAGAAAGAGACCUUGCGAAGGAGUGGUUGUAGAAGAAGGCAGUGGUAUCAUCAACAGCAGUUCGGACACAUCUAUCAUCAAGAAGCAUCGGAUCGGUGCCGCCGCCGGUGGAACCGCCGAAUCGACGGUGAAGAACGGCAAUAGCAGCGUCAGCGACGGUAACGUCAACGGAAGUGAUAGCGUAGCUAGCGAAGGAGAAGAACAGGAGAUUACGAUGGCUCUCGGCGAUUCCAACACUGCCGAUAUCGAUGAGGAUCUUCACAGCCGGCAAUUGGCGGUCUACGGCCGCGACACCAUGCGGAGGCUCUUCGCGUCCAACGUCCUUGUCUCUGGGAUGCAGGGUCUCGGUGCUGAGAUUGCAAAGAACCUGAUUCUUGCUGGUGUUAAGUCUGUGACUUUGCACGAUGAAGGGAAUGUGGAGUUAUGGGAUUUAUCCAGUAAUUUUAUCUUUUCUGAGAAUGAUGUUGGUAAGAACAGAGCGCUCGCUUCUGUUCAGAAGUUGCAAGAACUUAACAAUGCUGUACUUGUGCAAACCUUGACUACGAAGUUGACAAAAGAGCAACUUUCUGAUUUUCAGGCUGUUGUAUUCACUGACAUAAGUCUUGAGAAGGCUAUUGAAUUCAAUGAUUACUGUCAUAACCAUCAGCCUCCUAUUGCCUUCAUUAAGUCUGAAGUUAGGGGUCUUUUUGGUUCCGUCUUUUGUGACUUUGGAUCUGAAUUCACGGUUGUUGAUGUUGAUGGAGAGGAACCACACACGGGAAUUAUUGCAUCCAUCAGUAAUGACAACCCUGCUCUGGUGUCAUGUGUUGAUGAUGAACGACUCGAGUUUCAGGAUGGGGAUUUUGUUGUGUUCUCUGAGGUUCGGGGAAUGACAGAACUGAAUGAUGGGAAGCCAAGAAAAAUUAAAAGUGCAAGGGCUUAUUCAUUCACUCUUGAGGAUGAUACUACAAAUUUUGGUGCCUAUGAGAGAGGUGGUAUUGUUACACAGGUGAAACAGCCCAAAGUGUUGAAAUUUAAGCCUUUGAGAGAAGCACUUAAUGAUCCUGGUGAUUUCCUAUUGAGUGAUUUCUCUAAGUUUGAUCGACCACCCCUCCUCCAUUUGGCAUUCCAAGCUCUAGAUAAGUUUGCUUCAGAGUUAGGUCGAUUCCCUGUUGCAGGCUCAGAAGAGGAUGCUCAGAAGCUUAUAACUAUUGCUGGUAACAUCAAUGAAAGUUUGGGAGAUGGGAGACUAGAGGAUAUCAAUCCAAAACUUCUGUGGCACUUUUCUUUUGGUGCCAGGGCAGUACUUAACCCGAUGGCUGCCAUGUUUGGUGGCAUUGUUGGUCAGGAGGUAGUAAAAGCUUGCUCCGGAAAGUUCCAUCCACUCUUCCAGUUCUUCUACUUUGACUCAGUGGAGUCACUUCCAACAGAGCCUCUAGAUGCCAGUGAUUUUAGACCAUUGAAUAGCCGAUAUGAUGCUCAAAUUUCUGUUUUUGGGUCUAGGCUCCAGAAGAAACUGGAGGAUGCUAAAGUGUUCAUUGUUGGAUCUGGUGCUUUGGGCUGUGAGUUCUUGAAAAAUGUUGCCUUAAUGGGGGUUUCAUGUGGCAACCAAGGUAAGCUAACAAUCACGGAUGAUGAUGUUAUUGAGAAGAGUAACCUCAGCAGGCAAUUCCUGUUCCGUGAUUGGAAUAUUGGGCAGGCAAAAUCUACAGUUGCUGCUUCUGCUGCUGCAUCAAUAAAUCCUCGUCUCAAUAUUGAAGCUUUGCAAAAUCGAGUUGGCCCUGAAACUGAGAAUGUAUUUGAUGAUGCCUUCUGGGAGAAUUUAAGUGUUGUGAUUAAUGCUCUAGACAAUGUGAACGCCCGGCUUUAUGUUGAUCAGAGGUGCUUAUAUUUCCAGAAGCCGCUUCUUGAAUCAGGAACUCUUGGUGCCAAAUGCAACACUCAGAUGGUCAUUACUCACUUGACAGAAAAUUAUGGUGCUUCGAGGGAUCCACCUGAGAAGCAAGCUCCCAUGUGCACGGUGCAUUCCUUUCCACACAAUAUUGAUCACUGCUUGACAUGGGCCCGAUCUGAAUUUGAGGGUUUGCUUGAGAAGACACCGACUGAAGUAAACACAUACUUGUCCAAUCCAAGUGAGUAUGCGAUGUCAAUGAGAAAUGCUGGUGAUGCCCAGGCCAGAGAUACCUUGGAUCGUGUUCUUGAGUGUCUUGACAGAGAAAAAUGCGAGAGUUUCCAAGAUUGUAUUUCCUGGGCUCGCCUAAAGUUUGAAGAUUACUUCGCUAACCGUGUGAAGCAGUUGAUAUUUACUUUUCCUGAAGAUGCUGCAACCAGUACUGGGGCUCCAUUCUGGUCAGCCCCUAAGCGAUUCCCGCAUCCUCUGCAGUUCUCAGCUGCCGAUCCUGGUCACCUCCAUUUUGUUAUGGCAGCAUCAAUACUAAGAGCGGAGACAUUUGGUAUUCCAAUUCCUGACUGGGUUAAAAACCCUAAGAAGUUGGCUGAAGCUGUAGAUAGAGUGAUAGUCCCUGAAUUUCAGCCCAAGGAAGGUGUCAAAAUUGAGACUGAUGAGAAGGCCACCAAUGUUAGUUCUGCUGCGUCUGUAGAUGAUUCACUGAUAAUUAAUGAAUUAAUCACGAAGUUGGAGCACAGUCGAGCAAGCUUGGCACCAGGGUUUAAGAUGAAACCAAUUCAGUUUGAGAAGGACGAUGAUACCAACUACCAUAUGGACAUGAUUGCUGGUCUUGCCAACAUGAGGGCCAGGAAUUAUAGUAUUCCCGAGGUUGACAAGCUGAAGGCCAAGUUUAUUGCUGGAAGGAUUAUCCCUGCUAUUGCGACAUCCACUGCUAUGGCGACGGGUCUCGUCUGCUUAGAGCUAUAUAAGGUUUUGGAUGGUGGCCACAAACUUGAGGACUACCGAAACACAUUUGCAAAUCUAGCACUGCCUUUGUUUUCAAUGGCUGAGCCAGUUCCGCCUAAGGUCAUCAAGCACCGCGAAAUGAAGUGGACUGUUUGGGAUAGGUGGAUCGUGAAGGACAAUCCAACUCUGAGGGAACUUCUUGAGUGGCUAAAAAAUAAAGGGCUAAAUGCUUACAGCAUCUCCUGUGGAAGUUGUCUGCUGUAUAAUAGUAUGUUCACGAGACACAAGGAUCGAAUGGACAAGAAGGUGGUGGAUUUGGCUAGGGAUGUGGCGAAGGUAGAGUUGCCCGCAUACCGCCGACACUUGGACGUGGUUGUGGCAUGCGAGGACGAUGAUGACAAUGAUAUUGAUAUCCCAUUAGUAUCAAUUUACUUCCGUUAAGUCGUAUUUCUAAAUCCACCGAUGCUGUCGGAAUGUGAUUUUAGGAUGAGAGCCCUGAAAUAAUUCUUCUGACUUGCUUUGAAAUGAAUUAUCUCGGCACACAUGUUGAAUAUUUUUUUAAGUUAUGUUUCAUAUAUAAUUCUGAAAGACCCCUUUAGUUGGA